CCAUCGUACAUCAUACAUCAGCUUCCAAAAUACUGGUACUUGUUGCUCGUAAUUCUACAUCACAAUGGCUUCACCACUACCACCAAACGUCCAUCGAUCGACACAUCCAUGUCUCCAAGCCAAACUCUCCCAGCUUCGAUCCGCGACCUCAAAUGCCCGGGAAACGAAAGCAUUGGUACAUGAGAUAGCAUUGAUCGUAGGAUGUGAAGCAUUAGCAGCAGGCCUUUCUACGAAAUCAGGUUCCAAGGUGAGCAAGAAACUGAGCUCAUCUUACUCCUCUUCUCUGAUUGUUUACUGACGCAUUCCAAUAGAGCAAAACACCAUUAGGAUACGAAUUCACAACCACCGAAAUCUCCCCCUCCACAAUCUCCCUCGUUCCCAUUCUCCGCUCCGGAUUAGGGAUGUUAGACGGUAAGCUACCCAUUCCCCUCCCCUCCCUUUCAAAAAAAAAAGCCCAUAAACUAACAAAUUCGAUCUGCCAACAGCAAUACAAACCCUCCUCCCCCUCCCCGUCCCAGUCCACCACCUCGGUCUCUUCCGCGAACCCACCACCCUCGAGCCAGUAGAAUACUACAACAACCUCCCCUACCACGCCCCCGCAGCAGGCACCCCCUCCAACGCGCCCAACGCCAACGCCUCGGAGCUCGCCAUCCUGCUCGACCCCGUCAUCGCAACCNCGAGCCAGUAGAAUACUACAACAACCUCCCCUACCACGCCCCCGCAGCAGGCACCCCCUCCAACGCGCCCAACGCCAACGCCUCGGAGCUCGCCAUCCUGCUCGACCCCGUCAUCGCAACCGGUGGAACAGCCGCGGCCGCCAUCCAGACACUGAAGGAAUGGGGUGUGAAGCGUGUCAUUGUCAUCUCGAUCCUCGGCGCCUUACCCGGUCUGGAGAAGGCGGCGGGAGAGUGGCCCGAAGGCGUGGAGAUCUGGACGGCGGGGGUGGAUGAGAGUAUCAAUGAGAAGGGCAUGAUAAAACCCGGUCUGGGGGAUGUGGGUGAUAGGUUGUUUUUGACGAUUGGGAAGUAG
Hymenoscyphus albidus is the source of this 1029-nucleotide messenger RNA. Lineage: Eukaryota; Fungi; Ascomycota; Leotiomycetes; Helotiales; Helotiaceae. The record is from the annotation of a GenBank genome assembly.